CUGGUUACCACUGUGCCCAGUAUGGCACUCAUCUCAGAUUUACUUUCCGCGUCGACUCAUUUACACAAUCCCAUAAUUAACGACGAGUAUGAUCGUCGAAUCCGCGAGCUAGUUGAAUAUCUCAAACGACCACUGACUACCAAGAACCUUGAUACUUGUGCCAAUGAUGAAACAUUUCUCGAUCAAUUCGAUCCAGCGACAGACUCUAUCGUGUAUCUUUUCGUGCUUGGUGUACAAAUCCAAAAGGCACAGGAACUCGGCGGAGAAGCAUGUCCGGCAGAUAUUCGUCCAUCAGGGAAGCUAUGGGCACGCGCUGCGCAAUUUUUAGCAAAUUUCGAUUCAAUUCAAGUCAGAUACAUUGGACGAGAGUGGCGCAAUUUGAUUGAGAUUGUUGCGCAGGCUUCGCUUGCUGCACACCAGCCACUGCUUGGUGCUAAACUGGUUCGAGAUGCCAUGCUUCGUCUUGACCCAUCAUCUACUGUUUUCACGUCGACACAUCUCUUACUUGUGAAGCUUUGUCUUCAAGCCAGGGCGUAUUCCUACGCAUUGCCGAUACUGAACAAGCACAUUUGUCAUUUUCCAACUCUACCUAGCCAAUCUUCUUCUGAGUCAUCUAUACUCUGUGCAGAUGGGUCAAGUGUGUCUUUUAUAACAGACACCUCUGGAUUUUCAUCUAAGCUCUCCUAUCGUGAUUACUUACGCUAUUUUCUCUAUGGCGGAAUGGUAUACAUGACACUCAAGAAGUGGCGCAGUGCACUUCACUUCCUCGGGGUUGUCAUCUCUAUGCCUACCGCUAGUUCUGUGAGCUUGAUCAUGGUGGAAGCUUAUAAGAAAUGGGUGCUGGUUGGGUUACUUGAAAAGGGAAAGCUAUGCUCGCCUCCGAGUAUUACUACCCCGCAUGUCGUGAAGAUAUACCAAUCGCUCGCGAGGCCCUAUGUCAUACUUGCUCACGCUUUUGAGCGUGGUGACCUGAAGCGGCUCAAGGGUGAAGUUGAUGCUGCUAGGGAUAUCUGGUGCAUGGAUAACAACCUGGGCCUUGUUACCCAAGUUGUUGAUGCUUUUUUCAGCCAGACUGUGAUCAAGCUUGGGAAGACCUUUGCAGCUUUAACCGUGGCCGACCUUGCAAAGCAAGUCUUUCCUUCGCCCGUGGAUGAGGAGAUCGCUGAAUCUGCCGUUUCUUCACUCAUCAUGUCUGGGGCUUUGAACGCCACAUUGGUGCAGAUGCAGGAUCAUGCUGGGCUCUCGAUGCUACGAUUUUCCAUCGCUCUUUCGUUCCCUCGGCUCUCGCAUGAGUUAGAUGUGCAGACCCAUCUGAGGCAGGAACGACAGUUGAUGGAGUCUUUGGUGUGUAAUUUGGAGGAAACAAAUUAUAACUUGGGGAUGAGCGACGAAUGUGUCGACAGUCUUCAAAGAGGGCAGGCCUGGUCUGCCUCCGGUGGGGCUAAUCCAACCACGGCAGAGGAGGCGGGCCUCGAGAUGGAUGAAGAUCUGAUGGGUGAUAUGUCAUAA
Molecule: messenger RNA, 1509 nt
Organism: Penicillium soppii
Lineage: Eukaryota; Fungi; Ascomycota; Eurotiomycetes; Eurotiales; Aspergillaceae
Product: putative COP9 subunit 3
Exons: 5
Biological process (GO): ubiquitin-dependent protein catabolic process
Cellular component (GO): COP9 signalosome
Source: RefSeq, a predicted model, not a curated record